Molecule: messenger RNA, 621 nt
Organism: Lactuca saligna
Lineage: Eukaryota; Viridiplantae; Streptophyta; Magnoliopsida; Asterales; Asteraceae
Source: the annotation of a GenBank genome assembly
AUGGCCGAUUCAUCUAUAAAUCUUCCUUCUAAUGUUGCGUAUCAGUAUUUGGAGGAAACAUAUGGUCUUGCUUCAGCGGAUGGGAUCGAGUUCCCACUACCUGGUUCAUCUAUCACGUCUCCCCCUCCUGGCAAAGGUGGGGUUUAUUUGAAAUCCCUUGAUGUCGGGCUACGACUUCCUCUUAUUGAUUUCCAAGAAGAGGUCCUGCGAAAGGAAGUUUGUAGCAUCCAUAUGUUGUCUCCCAAUGUUGUGAACAAAGUAGUGGUGUUUGAGAUGAUCUGUCGUGCCAAUGGCGUUCUCCCCGACUAUUUUGUCUUUAAAUACUUCUUUAGGUUCUGUUGCACUUGUGACAAGUGCACUUUCUCCAUUCGGCAAGGGGGGCAUACCCUGAUUCCCGAUGGAAAGACCCCCAAGAACUGGCAAGACAAGUGGUUAUGGGUGAAUCACGGUUUGGCAGGCAGUGGGAGAUAUCAUGCUAACUCCUUCACUAAUCUCACACCCAAACUAUUUCCGCACAACCAAAGUGUUGCUGGUCUUUUGAAGAACAUCCAGGUUACUCCUGAGGAUUACUCUAAGGUGUUGUUGGCAGGUGUGGGAAUGAGUCCUUCUUGGAGGCGUUAG